This is a messenger RNA of Uloborus diversus, 1782 nucleotides long. RefSeq names its product U3 small nucleolar RNA-associated protein 18 homolog (gene wcd). NCBI's taxonomy places the organism in Eukaryota, Metazoa, Arthropoda, Arachnida, Araneae, Uloboridae. Gene Ontology annotation, cellular component: Pwp2p-containing subcomplex of 90S preribosome; small-subunit processome. The record is from RefSeq and is a predicted model, not a curated record. Gene Ontology annotation, molecular function: protein binding. Gene Ontology annotation, biological process: rRNA processing.
UCAAGAUUCAACCAUCGUGCUUGAGCAAAAUUUGACACGUUGUUAAUAAUGAAGCGAUGAAGUGAGAAUAUCAACCGUGUAUAAUGUCUUGGCGCUCCGAUUUCUUGUUGUGAAGAUUCGCGGUUUCCACUGCACUCAACGAGCAGAGCAGCACGAGUGCGUAAACAAAAAAUCCCGGAGAUCAAAACCACGUUUUCUGAUCGAGCAGCAGGAAUAAAUCGUUGUAAAAAUGAAUGCUUCUAAAAAAGGUAAAGAAACAUCAAAACGGAAGCUAAAAUUAAGUGGGAAGGAAUUGCACAAGCAGAAAAAAAAAGCUGUAAAAGAUCUACGUAAACUACAAGAAGUUUUGGGACAAGAGAUUGAGAAGAGCUCUGAAGAAAAAGAACUGCAAAGAAUAGUAUUUGGCUAUGAUUCAGAUGAUUUAGAAGAUCCAGAUGAAUCCACAGUUAAACUGCCUAUCAAGAAGGAAAAAAUGCCUGCUUGGAAUGAUGAAGAUGAUGAUUUGUUUUUAGUUAAAGAGAAAGCAAAAACUCUGCACAAUUGUCAUCGUAGUGUGUAUUUAAGAGGUGAAGAAAAAUAUACAGAUUAUGUGGAAGAAAAAUUCAAAAAAUUGAUUGGAGAUCCUAAAUGGGCUCAGUUAAAAAGUGAAGAUCAAGAAAAUUUUAGUGAUGCAAGUGAAGAUGAACUCAUGCAACAGACUGGGAAUGUUAUUGCAACUUCUAAAUCAUUAAGAAAAGGCACUUUGAGAAUAAAAAAAUGCCCAACUUUAAUUGAUGAAAAUUUCAGAAAUACUAUUAUCAAAAGUUUUGAAUUUCAUCCAACUUCACAUGUAGCUCUAGUUGCUAGCACAAGUGGAACGUUAAACCUCUUUCAGAUUGAUGGGAAAAUUAAUUCAAAAAUUCAGAGCGUCCAUUUUGAGAAUUUUCCCAUUCACACGGCUCAUUUUACUGCUGAUGGUAAUGAGAUAGUUGCAGGAUCUAACAAAUUUGGACAUUUUUUUACUUAUGAUAUGAUUUCAGGAAAGACAAGCCGUGUUCCUUGGGAUAAAGGAAUGGAACAGAAAAAUGUCCGAAGAUUCCAUAUUUCUCCUGAUGGGAAAUUUCUUGCUAUUCAUGGGCGAUAUGGAAAUAUACAUCUAGUGACAACAAAAACUAAGGAAUGGGUUGGAAGUUUAAAAAUGAAUGGAGAAGUUAUAGCUAUCACAUUCAAUAAGGAUGGUACAAGAAUGUAUUCUCAUGGUGAUACUGGUGAAAUAUAUGUGUGGGAUAUGUUGUCCAGAAAAUGCAUUCAUAAGUUUGUUGAUGAAGGUUGUAUAGUUGGUACCUCACUAGCAGUUUCUCCUAAUGACCAAUUUUUGGCCGCUGGUUCUGAUACUGGCAUUGUAAACAUCUAUGAUAACAAUACGCUGUUGAGCUCAAGCUCUCCUCAGCCACAGAAAGUUCUAAAGAAUUUAACUACAGAAGUAACAAAUGCAAAAUUUAAUUGUACUUCAGAGCUUCUUGCAGUAUCUUCAUCUCAUAAGCCUCUUGCGAUAAAACUGGUCCAUUUCCCAAGUAUGACAGUAUUUUCAAAUUUUCCAAUCAAAGAAGAUAGUGCUGUGAAGUACAUUAAUGUGUUAGAUAUAUCUUUGAAUAGUGGAUACUUGGGGCUUGGCAACAACGUGGGAUCAACCUAUAUAUACAGGUUGAAGCACUUUGACAACUAUUAAAAUAUUGUAUUCAUUGUUUUAUCUCUGUACAAAUAUAUCAUUUUAUAAAAUAAAAAAACGUUGCUUAUUUUUUU